AUGUCGGGCGAGUCUGCGGCCAAUGCGACCAAAGAUGACGAGACACUACCUCUGGGGGUGUUUCUGGUGAAGAGUGACAGCAAAGAGGAGAAACUGCUCUUCAGGUAUCCGUACGCUAUCGAUGAUACCAACCGACCAUUGAUUCAGACAAACAAACCCAACAAAUACGCCAUUAUUAUCACCGAAGACACCUUCAACAGCGAUGAGACCACUUCGCUGGACAAACCGAUCAACAAGACGUCUUCAAUGCUGUCCUAUUCAGACCUAACGUCCUCGAUAUCUAACCAAUCGGUGAACACGACCACAAACGAGACAAUCGCUAAAGUGAUCGGAAUUACCGACAAUUCGUUCUCCAAUUUGUUUGCCGUGAAUAUCAAACUCUGUGGUCAGAAGUUUGAGCUGAAGCUCAAUGACAUCCGAUUCGUGGGACACCCGAUGGUUCUGACGUUCGGGCAGAAGGAGUUACUGAUCUUCAAUGUGGUGUUCGCUCUGAAGGCCAACGCCAGUCACGAUGUGGUCAACUGUUACCACGAGUUGAGCCAAAAGAUUGCCAUCGGUUUGCACUUCGAGGAGAACCGAUGCGGGUAUCUGUCGGCGGAGACCAAACUGAUGGUCGCUCUUCACGACGAGGUGACCGCCAUGACUGAGGACACGAUGCACGACGAGAGCCCCUAUAAACUCAUUUUAGGCAAAUCCAGGUUAGCUAAGGAUCUCAAGAAGGUCUACGAGAGCCUGUCGUCCACCGGUUUGGUGAGAGUGCGGCUCAACCGCUGGAUUGAAGUGAGCUUUUGUUUGCCGCAGAAAGUCCAUCGACUGGUCCUCAAGAACCACUCGAAGGUGCCGUCGAUUACACUGCAAAACAUCCACAACUGUCUGCAGGCCUUACGUCCAUACCAUGCGAUCCUACUUCUGGUCGACACUCAAGAGCUGUUGGAUUCGUUACCACAGGACGCGUCGCCCGCUUUCAUACGAAUCGUGAGGUUCGCGAAUCCCAUCAAAAAUCUGGUGGAGCUGUCGGCCGACGCAGACAUUACACUGACUCAAGUGUUUCAUAUUGUGUCACAACUGGUCUAUUGGGCCAAAGCGACAAUCAUUUACCCGUUAUGUGAGCACAACGUCUAUAUCAUCCACCCGUUGGCGCCAACCAGUGUUGACUCGCCUUUAGUCGAACAGUUCGAAGAGAAGUUCCCCGGAAGUGAUAAUCUUCUCAAGUAUUUGUCCAAAUUCUCGUUAAGUAUGUCUUUGAGUCAAUUACGGAAUCCAAUGGAUCCUCAUUUUCAACAGGUUCUUCAGGUACAGAUCGUGGUGUGGCUGUUGAAGAACCGGCUGCUUCUGGAGUUGCAUACAUACGUCUAUUUGGUUCCCCUCUCACAGUCGGCUCCUUAUAUAACUCAACGCAUCUCUCAGUCACAGUCAGACCGUCCCAACAGCUCUCUAACAAUAACAGAUGUGGACGUAAUCGAGUUCAGCACCGGUAGCUCUUUUCCCAGCGAAGACUCAUUGGCCACCAGCCCUCCCAAUGCUACAAGUCUUCAGCACUCAUCCAAGAGUACGUCUGAAGACGACUUGUCAUCGCCGAAGUUCUCGGCGUCAAUAGUGGAGGACUCGGGCAGUGCUUUGCUUAGGGAUAUCGGACUCUCGCAGAAUGAGAUCGAAUCCAUUCUUCGAGUGCCCGCCGCCAAGAACAUCGAAGAUCUCAAACUGUUUGCCAGAUUGUGUCCAUAUUUUAAUGGUAGACAUCAUUUGGAAGACAUUAUGUAUAACGAGAACGUAAGACGCGGACAGUUGUUGGCAUUGAUUGACAAGUUUCGAGACGUCCUCUUCACGUGUCAGUACGAAGAUGUCUCCGUCUCCGUCAACACAGGUAUGUUAGUCUAG
Molecule: messenger RNA, 1878 nt
Organism: Oppiella nova
Lineage: Eukaryota; Metazoa; Arthropoda; Arachnida; Sarcoptiformes; Oppiidae
Source: the annotation of a GenBank genome assembly